CGCGUUGGCAGCGGCGACCGACCGCGGGUUCGUUCCUGUCCCUGUGAACGACCCGUUCUUGGACGAGUCGGCGGCCGCUUUUUGCGGGACUACCGACUCAAGCUCACGUUCCACUUCGCCAACGUCAGCGAAAGCCGCAUCAUCGGAGCCGAGGUGGCCCGGUUCCCACUGCCGAUGCUCGAGGAGGUACCAAAUUCUAGCGGCGACGCCAACGCCACCAUUGAGCCUGUACUGGCGUCCAUGUACCGCGUCAAUAUGCUCAUGAGCAUCCACUUCAACUCGGAAAAGUUUGGCGGCAACGACUUCGUGACAGUCGCGAGCGCCGAGUACACGUGCUUCAACCGGACCAACGACCACGAGACGUGCGAAGCCGACUCGUUUCUGGAGAACAAGCGCGUCGCGCAGCCGAUCGCGGACGUCCCAGAGUACAUUCGGCCGUCCAUUGACCUCGCGACGCGCAAUCAGUACGCGGACGAAGAACCGGUUUGGACGGCGUACGAGACCCAAGAGCUUUCGGUUGCGGGGCACAUGGACUAUGUCAAGUUCGUCUUGGACGGCGAGCCCGUUCCGUGCACGGCGGCCUUUCACUACGACGGUGCGAAGGCCCGCAUGGUGCACCUCGACUGGUCUUGCUACUCGGCCACGUACGUUGAAACCAAGAUGCGCACCAUGAUCCGAAACGGCUACAUCAAGCUUGUGGCGACGGCGCUGAGCAUUUUCGCGGUGCUGGCGGCCAUUAGCGUCUACUGCAAGCGACGUGCAGUCGGCGGCAGCCACAUUCUUCGCUUCCUCGCGCCCGCCGCACCGCCCGUGCAAGAGAAGCCCCGCUCCACAAACGAGCCACAAAAGUCGUACAGCUCGUUCCGCGUAUAA
Saprolegnia parasitica CBS 223.65 is the source of this 873-nucleotide messenger RNA. RefSeq lists its product as hypothetical. The transcript is spliced from 4 exons. Bases 175 to 873 code for a protein of 232 amino acids. Lineage: Eukaryota; Oomycota; Saprolegniomycetes; Saprolegniales; Saprolegniaceae. The record is from RefSeq and is a predicted model, not a curated record.